UAUCCGUGAAUAAUUACAAUCCAAUAAGCGAUGACGAGUAUAACAAUCCGUUAAUUUCUUUAGCCCUUUCACAGGAUCCCACUCUCAUUCUUACAUGGGAUAUAGAAACAUAUAAUUCGCUUAGACUAGGCAACUUCCCCACUGUACAAAGUAAUGAAUCCAAUGUAUUUAUGAUCUGCAUGUCAGUCCAUUGGAAAGAUGAUCCCAAUCCAUUAAAACAAAUUUGUUUUGUUGAUGUUGAAACUGCGCCAGACUCACGUUGGAUCACAGUUGUAUGUGAAAACCAAACUAAUUUACUGAAAGUAUUUGCAUUAUAUUGGAAGAAUCUAGCCUCAGAUAUACAAAUAGGUUUUAAUGAUUCACAAUAUGACUGGAGAUUUAUUGUAGAGAAAGCGAAAAAAAGAGCGUUAAAAGAAACCAAUGCUACAACGGCCAAGCAGAUGUGUGAAGUAAUCGAGUAUUGUAUUAUCAAUGCUAUUAGCUAUCAGCGAUUAAUGGUAAAGCAUAAUGCAAUUAACGAGUACAGAGAGGUGGCAUCUGUAGCCUUCAUAUUAUUAUAUGAUUCACAUUAUUUUGCAGUAGGAAUGAAAGUGCGAAAGUACCCUAGGGCCUAUGUUUUCCCACUGGUAAAGGGUCUCAAAAAUAGACGACCUGUAACUGAGCGUGCUAAAUCUUUAAAGGAAAGCGGUAAAAAGCUUCAUGAAAUUAAUUUCAAAUUUAAUGGUUGGGAUGUUCUUGCAUGGUCUAUAGAGCAUGGAAACCAAAUCGAAAUAAAAGGCCUUUAUCCAAAAGAGAUUAGUUUGGCAGAAGCAAGAGGCGAGGAUGAUACAGAUGCUUUAAAAUCUGAAUACUCUUCAGUUUCCUUUAAUGUCGCCUGUUUAGACAUAAAACAACUUGCUUUAAAAGUGUAUAUGAAUACGUUUUACGAAGAAUAUUUUCGGGAGUGUGAUGAAAAAUUCAUUUCAGAAAAGAUAUCAAAGGAAAAGUACUGGGAGGAGAUGGUGAGAAUAUCUAUGAAGGCAAUGAGCGAGCUCCGAAAUGAUAUUAAUGACUUUCUCAGGGAAGGUAAUGGAUCAACUUAUCUUAAUAUGGUGUAUGAGGAAGUCUUAUUUCCAGUAGUAUUUACUGGAAAGAAAAAAUACUAUGGCAUUCCGCAUAAAAACAAGCUGAACUUUAAUAAUAAGCUUUUCAUCUGGGGAGUUGAGACUGUAAAGCGAAAACAGUCUAGUGUUUUCCGCAAAAUAGGAAAACAUAUUAUGGAAGAAUCUACGAAGAUAAACAAUAUACGUACCUUGCAUCGGGUUGUAGAGGACGUGCUCAAAGAGACUGUAAGAGAUAUUUCACAGACAGAUCUUAAUGAAAUAAUAAAAACCACUGCAGAUGCUAAAUGGCUCAUAAAAAAGGGCUCAGCACCCGAACCUUAUCUUUAUAAAAUCCCAGAACCAGACAAGCAGUUUGAAUAUGUUGUAGUUGAGAAUGAUUCAUCACAGAAGCCAUCAUCUGAAAUUGUGCUGGAAGCCUUAAAAGAGUUAAAAGAUGGUAAUAAAGCAGAUUAUGAUGCAAUUUGGCUUUGUCUCGAUCAUUUCUUUUACUAUAGCUUGAAUACACCUCCUGCAUGUUAUUAUAUUCAUUGGUAA
Molecule: messenger RNA, 1637 nt
Organism: Funneliformis geosporum
Lineage: Eukaryota; Fungi; Glomeromycota; Glomeromycetes; Glomerales; Glomeraceae
Source: the annotation of a GenBank genome assembly